AUGAAGGAGCACCUACAGUCCACCUACAUGCUGGCGGACGAUGCCACCUCCUUCUCUGCCGAGGAGCUCAGCCUGACUGGAGCUGUGGAGUACUGGGGCGAUGUGGAGCGGCUGCCCACGUUGGCUGCGCUGCUCGAGUUGGACAGCGACCACUCCGGGAAGGUGGAGUUCAGUGAGCUGGAAGCUUUUGGCAAGAGCCAGGGGUUGACCUCCGAUGCGAUCCAACAGGAGUUCCGGCGUUUGGAUCUGAAUGGUGACGGCGUCAUCGAGGCGGAGGAGCUGCGGCGGGGCUUGCGUGGAGGAAGCUCCGGAGGCCAAGGGAGCUUCGACUCGCCUCAGGCCCCUCCGCAACCCGAGUUGGCGGUUCGGCAGACGGCGCCAGAGGCGAGCAACGGCUUGCUUGAGAGCGAGGCCGACCUGGACGCGAGCGCCCAGCACAGCGCUGGCCGUGCCAUGGCGCAGCUCUUCGAGACCAAGGCGGCGGAGGCGUUGAAGGCCAUGAAGCAGGACAGCGCGGAGGCGGAGCGCCUGGAGUUCGCCGCGACGAAUCUGCGGGGCCGCGCGGAGGAGCUGCAGCGCGCGCUGCCGCGGGCGGUGGCUGAUGCCGCGAAGGGCGCCACGGACGGCAUCCUGCAGCGAGCCCUGCGGGAGGCCACGGGCGGGGCGGGCGUUCCGGGGGUGGCUGUUGGCAAGACUGUCUGA
This is a messenger RNA of Effrenium voratum, 702 nucleotides long. The record is from the annotation of a GenBank genome assembly. NCBI's taxonomy places the organism in Eukaryota, Dinophyceae, Suessiales, Symbiodiniaceae.